AUGGCCGACCCGCCAUCAAGUAUUGUGCCUUAUACUGUCUUCACAGCUCGUCAGAAACGCCUCUUGAUAUUGAUGAUUGGACUAUCGAUGUUCUUCUCGCCAUUCUGCGCAAACAUUUAUAUAGCAUGUCUCCCAGCGCUUGAGAAAGCCAUGAACACCACCCCGCAAAUGAUAAACCUUACUGUUACCGUCUACCUGAUCUUCCAAGGCAUUGCGCCAACCAUCUUUGGCGACCUUGCGGACACCAUCGGCCGACGGCCGACGUAUAUACUCACAUUCACUCUUUUUGUGGUUGCGAAUAUCGGGCUUGCCCUGCAGAGUUCGUAUGCAGCGUUGUUGGCGUUGAGAAUAUUGCAGAGUGCAGGAUCAUCGGCUGCAACUGCAAUUAGCUAUGCAGUUGUUGCAGACGUAGCACCGCCAGCUGAGAGGGGGAAAAUGCUAGGUCCAGCCUUGGUUGCAACGAAUAUUGGAAUCAUUAUAGGGCCGUUGCUUGGUGGGGUACUAGCGGACACUGUUGGCUGGCGAUGGAUUUUCUGGCUUUUGGCAAUCCUCGGCGGCAUUUUCCUUUUUGUGUUGUUGACGUUCUUCCCAGAGACCGCACGGAAUAUUGUUGGCAGUGGCAAUUUGGAAGUUGGUCCUUUGAAUAGGACUCUACUCAGCUAUCUCCCUGUCAAAAGUGAAACACAGACAGUUGGUGGAGAGCAAUGUUAUCAUGAUCGAAAACGGUCCUUACAGAGGAGAAAAUGGUUGCCGAAUCCGCUCAAGUCUAUCCGUCUGGUAUUCUACAAAGAUACAUCGCUCGUAUUGUCCAUAAGCGCAAUGGCUUACAUGGUCUUCUUUUGCAUUCAAGCGUCCUUACCAGGCAUCUUUGUCGACGUUUAUGAUUUGGAUGAGGCACAAAUCGGGUACUCCUUUAUUGCCAGUGGCACGGGGGUUGUAAUUGGAGGAUAUAUGAAUGGCAAACUAAUGGACUAUAACUACCACAAAACGGCAAAGUCCAUCAACAACACGGUCAACGAAACACAAAGGGGCGACCGAAUUAGCUUCCCAAUCGAAAAGGCACGAUCUAAGAGCUCAUGCGUCCUGGUAUCGUGUCUGGCAGUCUGUAUCGUUGGCUACGGAUGGGCGAUUCGUGCAAGGGUUCAUAUAUCUAUCCCUCUUAUAGUAACCUUUUUACAAGGCUGCCUAGUAUCUUGUUUAAUUCAGACCUACAAUACCCUACUUAUUGACACGCAUCCGGAGCAACCUAGUAGAGCAGGCGCAGCGGGUAACAUAACGAGGUGUGCUCUUGCAGGCUGUGGUGUGGCAUCAAUCGAGCCGUUACUUCAUGCAGUUGGUCCUGGAUGGACUUUUACCAUUCUGGGAUGUGCCUUUGGAUUUUGCAGCUUGUGUGCCAUUUGCCUCAUUCGGAGAAAAGGCAUGGCUUGGCGUACUACCAGACAGAUGGGUAAUCAAGAACAUAGUCCUCGGCUAGGCAUACAAAGCUCUGGAGCAAAAAGUCUUUGCGAUCACAAUGGAACCAAAACAGCAGACUUGGGGCUCAUGAAAGCCACUCCUGAAGGUCUUGCGUUAUCGGAGAGCAAAUUUUUACCAAGAUGAGGAG
Messenger RNA from Hyaloscypha bicolor E, 1603 nucleotides. RefSeq names its product MFS general substrate transporter. The transcript has 4 exons. Lineage: Eukaryota; Fungi; Ascomycota; Leotiomycetes; Helotiales; Hyaloscyphaceae. The record is from RefSeq and is a predicted model, not a curated record. The coding region runs from base 1 to 1599 and encodes 532 amino acids. Gene Ontology annotation, molecular function: transmembrane transporter activity. Gene Ontology annotation, biological process: transmembrane transport.